Amaranthus tricolor (Joseph's coat) is the source of this 1511-nucleotide messenger RNA. RefSeq lists its product as uncharacterized. The record is from RefSeq and is a predicted model, not a curated record. Bases 74 to 1174 code for a protein of 366 amino acids. Gene Ontology annotation, cellular component: 90S preribosome. NCBI's taxonomy places the organism in Eukaryota, Viridiplantae, Streptophyta, Magnoliopsida, Caryophyllales, Amaranthaceae. The transcript has a single exon.
GGUUUUGACAAGUUUAGCCGCUGCCCAUACUUAAACCCUUGAAUCUCAUAGUUUUUACGCUCAAAUCUCAACAAUGGAGAAUACAGGGCCGCCAUCAACAACAAACUCAAAGGUUUCAACCCCAUCUAUCGAAAAAGCUGUUGAAGCUCUUCUCAAAUGGAAAAAUUCUUCUAAAUCCCAAUCAGAAAAACCCCAACUUCUUCCAUCUGAUGAAUUUCUUUACUUGGUUCUUACUCUCAACAAAAUUCCCCCAAAAAACCGCACAAACGCUCACAAAAUCACUCUCCCAAACCCUAUCUACACACCUGAAACCUCUGAGUUUUGCUUAUUUGUUCAUGACAGUAUCUCUAAACAAGCUAAACAGAAGGUAGAAGAAGGAGGAAUCCCAGUUUCAAAGGUAAUUAAACUUUCAAAAUUGAAGAAAGAUUACAAAGCAUUUGAACAAAAGAGGAAACUUUGUGAUUCAUAUGACUUGUUUUUCGCUGAUAAGAGGAUUAUCCCACUUCUUCCUAAUGCUAUUGGGAAGCAAUUUUAUAGGAAGAAGAAGAUCCCAGUCCCUAUUGAGUUGGGUAGGAAUAGUUGGAAAGAACAGAUUGAGAAGGUAUGUAGCUCUGCAAUGUUAUAUUUGAGUACUGGCACUUGUUGUGUAAUUAAAGUUGCAAAAGCUUCAAUGGAAAAGGAUGAGAUGAUUGAGAAUGUUGCUGCUGCUAUUAAUGGGAUUGCUGAAAUUGUUCCUAAGAAAUGGGCCAAUGUGAGAGCUUUUCAUUUAAAGUUUUCUGAAUCUUUAGCUUUGCCCAUUUAUCAGAAAGUGCCUGAAUUAGGGUUAAAGAUUAGUGGGUUGAUUGCUGAAAGUGAUGUAAAUAUUAAAAAGAAGAAGAUUGUUUCGACGAAUAAGGAAAAGGUAAAAGAGAAGGUUGGUACGAAGAAGGGGAGAAUUCAUGAGGUGAUGUAUAUGGAUAAUGAAGAUGCUGAUGCAAUGGUGGAUCAGGAUGAAUCUGAGAAUGAAAAGGAUGAAAAUGAUGAAGUGGGUAAAGACGAAAUUGUUAGCAAAAAGAGAAAGAAGGAAGAGGGGAAGGUGAAGAAAGGAGUUAAAGGUUUGAAAGAGAAGAAAAGCAAGGUUUUGCAAAAGUCUAACACUGAGAAGAAAUCAAAGAAAAGCAAGAAUUUGGUAUAAAUUUUCACUAAAUUGCGAUUAUUUUCAUAUUUGAAUUCAGUUGUGUUUUUCACUAUUGGUCAUAGAAAGGGUUUGGUGUUCUACACAUUUGGAUCUAUCCUUAGAAGUUUCUAGUUAAUUGGAGAUUUGGUUCAAGAGAAAAGAACAAUUAUUGAGGAAGUUUAAAUUUGGUAGUUUGAUCUUCAUGCUUUAAACAUUAGUUAUCUCUACAUUUUAGUAGUUUUAUUUUAAUAUAUGCAGCUUUCUUUUCGUCUAUGCACCUUACUUCUGAUUAUUGUGAGUUUCAAACUAAGUUAUUUUGUAUGUGAAUGCCCCCUUAAUCCCUUUAUUUGGUGGA